AUGCGAGCCGCUGCGACUGCUUUUUGCAUCUCACACCCUGGACGAAAAUUCAGACAUGAGAAGCCUGAUGUCCAGGCGCUGCUUGAGCGCAAAGAGUCUGAAUACAUCGAUGUUGCUGAAGUACUCAGCUGGGAAUCCAUGAAGAAGUUUUGUGACCGCGAGUUUCCGGACCAGAAGUUCCGCAACGACACGGCGCGCAAGCAAUUCCUUUUGAACAAAGGACUCCGCUUGCAGAAGGACGACAAAGGUGUCUACGGUGUGGUUCAGGCGAAGGAAGGUCACGAAGACUCCAAGGAAAUCCGAAUUGGCAAAAGGCUUUCUUCAUCCAAGAUCAAGCAGGAGAACUUUAGUGAUCGUGGCCGUGAAGAGAGGGAUGCAGCGCAUCGCAAGAACUCCCAGAACCUACAUGUCCAGUCCAAUAGCAAGGCUGGCCGGAAAAGGUGGUUAGGUAGCGGCGAGUAG
Molecule: messenger RNA, 462 nt
Organism: Durusdinium trenchii
Lineage: Eukaryota; Dinophyceae; Suessiales; Symbiodiniaceae
Source: the annotation of a GenBank genome assembly